This is a messenger RNA of Clavispora lusitaniae ATCC 42720, 1782 nucleotides long. RefSeq names its product spermine transporter (gene TPO3). The record is from RefSeq and is a predicted model, not a curated record. NCBI's taxonomy places the organism in Eukaryota, Fungi, Ascomycota, Pichiomycetes, Serinales, Metschnikowiaceae. Gene Ontology annotation, cellular component: fungal-type vacuole membrane; plasma membrane. Gene Ontology annotation, biological process: spermine transport; transmembrane transport. Gene Ontology annotation, molecular function: spermine transmembrane transporter activity.
AUGCCCAACCAAUCUGAUUCCGAGUCCUUGAACUCGAUGGACUUGGUGCCCCAGGAAUUCACCAAGCCCGAAGAAGACUCCAUUGUUUCCAGAAUCAACUCUCGAUACUCUGUGGGCGAGUCCGUGUCCAACUCGGCGCGUUUGACCAAGACAAGAACGGAAACGGCCCGUUCCUUGUACGACUUGGGUGUGGGAAGCUCGGCUCCCAUGCCUGAUAUCACCGCUCCUCCCGUGAAGAACCCCGUUUUCCCUGAGGAGUAUACGCUAGAAACAGAAACCGGUUUGGUGCCUGUGCAAACCUUGGCGUCCUUGGGAAGAGUCAAGACCAUUGUCUCUUCCAUGGCCGAAGAGGAAGUCAGCGAGAAGUUGGAAAAACUAGAUCCGGAAAUCGAGUUUGUCACCUUCCAACUCAACGAUCCUGAAAACCCCCACAACUGGUCUAUGGCCUGGAAGUGGUGGUAUACUUUUGUGUACUCGUGGGCUGUCAUUAGUGCUGCCUACGGUUCCUCUUCUUUGGCCGGUGGUCUUGGCCUCAUCAACGAAAAAUACCAUGUUUCCACUGAAGUCUCUACUCUUUGUGUUUCUUUGAUGGUCAUUGGUUUCCUUGUUGGUCCAUUGCUCUGGGCUCCAUUGUCAGAGCAAAUUGGUAGAAGACCCGUUUACUUCAUCAGUUUCUUCUUGUACACCAUAUUUAACAUUCCUGUCGCAUUGUCUCCCAACAUCGGAGGUGUUUUGGUGUGUCGUUUCCUUCUUGGUGUCUUUGCUUCUUCUGCAUUGACCAACGUUGGUGCUAGUUUGGUGGAUCUCCAUAACGAAACCCGUGGUUUGGCCAUUGCAUUUUUCUCUUUUUGCCCUUACUCUGGUCCUGUCCUUGGUGGUAUUGUCAAUGGUUUCAUCAGUGUUGAUAGCGGAAGAUACAGUUUGAUGGUUUGGAUGAACAUGGCAUUCGCUGGUGUCAUGUGGAUUCUCAUGGCCACGAUUCCAGAAACCUACGCUCCAGUGAUUUUGAAGAAUAGAGCAAAGCGCUUGAGAAAGGAGACUGGUAAUGAUAAAAUCAUGACUGAACAAGAGGCUACACCUAUGAGUUUUGGAGAAUUGGUUAACAACAACUUGGUCAGACCACUUAAGUUUAUCGUUCAAGAGCCUGUGUUGGAUCUUGUUUGUGGAUUCGUCGCUCUUAUCUACGCCUUGUUGUACGCUUUCUUCUUUGCAUACCCAUAUAUCUUCAGCAAGUUGUACGGCUUCAAAGACGACAAGAUCGGAUUGAUGUACGUGCCUAUUCUUAUCGGUGCUGGUUUUGCGGUGUUGACGACUCCCAUCUUGGAAAAAAGAUACAUCCGUCUUUGCAAGAUCAGACCUCCAACCCCAGAAGACAGACUUAUGGGUGCUAUGAUUGGCUCGCCUUUCCCAUGUAUUGCUCUUUUCAUUUUGGGUGCAACCUCGUAUAAGCAUGUUUUCUGGGUCGGCCCAGCCCUGUCCGGUAUUGCAUUUGGAUAUGGUAUGGUCUUGAUUUAUUACUCGUUGAACAACUACAUUAUUGACACCUAUGCCAAGUAUGCCGCCUCUGCUUUGGCCACCAAAGUUUUCUUGAGAAGUGCCGGUGGUGCAGCAUUCCCAUUGUUUGUCACCCAAAUGUACAAAGGUUUGGGUCUUCAAUGGGCUAGUUGGCUUUUAGCGUUUGUUUCCUUGGCGAUGAUUUUAGUUCCUUUCAGUUUCUACAGGUUUGGUGCUGGUUUGCGUGCCAAACUUUGCAAAGAAGACUACACUGUGCAUCACGAUUAA